Phalaenopsis equestris is the source of this 682-nucleotide messenger RNA. Its product is annotated as 54S ribosomal protein L37, mitochondrial. The coding region runs from base 197 to 598 and encodes 133 amino acids. The transcript has 2 exons. The record is from RefSeq and is a predicted model, not a curated record. Gene Ontology annotation, cellular component: mitochondrial large ribosomal subunit. Gene Ontology annotation, molecular function: structural constituent of ribosome. NCBI's taxonomy places the organism in Eukaryota, Viridiplantae, Streptophyta, Magnoliopsida, Asparagales, Orchidaceae.
UCCAAUACUUACCUAAACCAAACCCUAGACUAUCAUUUCGCUCGGUUCCUCGAGUCUUGAUCUCUUGCCUCCCUUGAUUCCUCUGCUCCUCUUAGGGCAGCUGCACUUGGGACAACCUGUCGGAGAAGAAGGUCGGCGACUCGUCGCUCCUCCCCUCGUUCCUGUUCUCCGUUCGGGAAUUGACUCAGGUACAGGCAUGGCUAUAAUGUCUGCCAGAGUGUUUAGACAAAUCACUUCUAGUAAAGAGGCAGCUACUACACUGUGGAAUAGAGGAUUUGCUGCGGGGCCAAGCAAAGCAAAGAAAGGCAAAAAAGGCGGGGCAGGCGCUGAUGCUCCAAAAACUUCUACACUGACCAAGGAAAUUAAGAGCACCACAGUAGUUGGAGCCAACAUCCUCAAGGAUGGUUCAGAUCCAAAAGUAUUGCCUGAUUCAGAAUAUCCUGAUUGGCUUUGGCAUUUAACCGAUAAGCGUCUUCCAUUGAGCGAACUCCGGAGAAAGGAUAUUGAAGCUCUCCCUUAUGAACAGCUUAAACGCUUUGUUAAAUUAGAUAAUCGUUCUCGAAUAAAAGAAAAUAACACACUUAAGGCUAAGAACUGAUUUUGAAGCGUGAAGGCACGUUUUAUAGUUGUCUUGUUAUGAUGUUAAACCAGAGUAGAGAAUUUAUGUGGCAAAACUGCUUCA